This is a messenger RNA of Fomitopsis serialis, 2308 nucleotides long. RefSeq names its product Sodium:solute symporter family-domain-containing protein. The record is from RefSeq and is a predicted model, not a curated record. The transcript is spliced from 5 exons. Gene Ontology annotation, biological process: urea transmembrane transport; putrescine transport; spermidine transport. Gene Ontology annotation, cellular component: plasma membrane. Bases 142 to 2226 code for a protein of 694 amino acids. Gene Ontology annotation, molecular function: putrescine transmembrane transporter activity; urea transmembrane transporter activity; spermidine transmembrane transporter activity. Lineage: Eukaryota; Fungi; Basidiomycota; Agaricomycetes; Polyporales; Fomitopsidaceae.
AAUUCAGACGAGCGGGGCCAUCCAUCUCAUUGCCUCGCGUGGGAUCUGUAUGAAAAGAUGUCAGAUGGAAGCGAGUGAGCCCCACCGCCGCCGUCGGUGAAGUCUGCUCUCGACGCCCUCUCAAGGUAAAAUUACUACCUCAUGUCCACCUUAGAUGACUCUGUGACCCCGCCGCUCUCACAAGGAGUUGGUUAUGGGAUUAUCUGUGGCGUCGGCGCGCUCUUCGCGCUCGGGAUGUGGUGGGUGUCACGAAUGUUGGGCAAGUUCCAGAACGAAGUGCAAGGCUCGGAGAUGUUCAUGACGGCUAAGCGGUCUAUAAACACUGGCCUGAUCGCCUCCGCUGUAGUCUCAGGUUGGACGAUCGCCGCUACCUUGUUGACUUCUACCGCGUGGACGUAUGAGUUCGGCGUGUCCGGCGCGUACUUUUAUGGCGCAGGUGCUAGUAUUCAGAUCUUCGUCUUCGCCGUCUCCGCCAUUGAGCUCAAACGGCGGGCACCCGGAGCCCACACUUUCAUGGAAGUAUCGAAGCUACGCUAUGGCACCACCGGACACUGGAUCCAGAUCAUCUACUCGACGAUGUACCAGGUCAUCAACUGCGUCAACAUCCUCGUCGGCGGCUCCGAAGUCUUCGAGGCGUUGACGGGCAUGAGCCCUAUCGCCGGUUGCUUCCUCCUGCCAGUGGGCGUGGUCAUCUAUACCCUGACUGGUGGCAUAAAGGCCACUAUUCUUACCGACUACACCCACACCAUCAUCAUCUACGCUCUAGUCUUGACGGGCCUCUUCGUGGUCUACAGCUCGUCUUCGCUCAUCGGUUCUGCGGAUGCUAUGUAUGAGCUGCUGAAGGAGGCGGCUGUAAGGUCGCCUGUCCCGAAUAACGCAGGCGGGGAGUACCUCACGAUGAGCUCUCAGAGCGGCAUCCUCCUCGGUGUUGUGUUCUGGUGCGCCGUAUUUGGUACGACGGUUGACGUGCAGUUGUACCAGAAGGCCAUUGCUGCGAACCCUGCGUCUACCCUUCCCGGUUACCUCAUCGGCGCGUUGGCUUGGUUCUGUAUCCCGUUCUGUCUGGCAACGACGUUCGGCCUUGCAUGUCGCGCCCUCGAGAACACGCCUGGCUUCCCGACGUACCCAAGACCAAUGACAGCCACCGAGAUCUCCUCCGGACUGUCCCUCCCCUACGCAGCGAUCGCGCUCAUGGGCAAAGGCGGUGGUGCCUUCGUCCUGCUCAUGACCUUCAUGGCGUGCACAUCCGGCUUCUCCGCCGACCUCGUCGCGGUCUCUUCCGUAUUCGUCUACGACAUAUACGGCACGUACAUCAACCCGAACGCCACGGGCGGACGCCUCGUCAAGCUCUCGCACCUCGCAUGCAUAGUCUGGACGCUGUGCAUGUCCGUCAUCGCAACAGGCAUCACGCAGACAACUAUCGGCGUGAACUACCUGGUGACCUGCAUGGGCGUCUUCACCUGCUCGUGCGUCUUCCCGAUGUACAGCACCGUGCUCUGGAAAGCGCAGAACAAGGCGGCCAUUGCAAUCGCGCCCCCGCUCGGGAGCAUCACCGCGAUUGCGUCGUGGCUAGGAUCCGCCUACGCGCUCGAGGGCUCGGUGACUGUCGCGACGACGUCACAGACACUCCCUCUAGUCAUCGGCAACUCUGUCUCACUCAUAUCCGGAGCACUAUACUCGAUCAUCUUGACGUAUGCUGUCGGGUCGCAGAACUUCGAUUGGGAGAUCCUCAAGGCUGGUGUCCGGGUUAUCGACGACAGCGACGUCGCCGGAGUCACCGAGGAGCAGCUUAAGCAACAGCUCGCGGUCGAGCACCUCUCGCCACAGGACGAGCGGGCGUUAUACCGGGGCAAGAUCAUCGGCAGUUUGAUGGCCAUAGGUCUCUGCCUGGUCUUCAUCGUCCUCAUUCCUCUCCCGAUGUACUUCACGUACUACGUCUUCUCGCAACACUUCUUCCGAGCCUGGGUCGCGAUCACCUUUAUCAUCGCGUGGAUCGCCACCCUGGUCAUCCUCAUCAUGCCCCUCUAUCAGGGGCGACACUCCCUCAAGCUAUUCCUGCACUACAUCAGUGGCUCGCGCAUUGAUGCGUUGGCACCGAAGGCGGUGCCAGAAGACUUGUCUCGAGAUCCCAGCCUGGAUUCGGAAGCAAAUGAGAAGAGGGGCGGCACGUUUACGGAGAAGAGGUCGGGGACUGUAGAAGUGCAACCUGCGGAAGGUAAAGACUAGCUGUAGAACUAGCGUCCCUGUACACAUAGAACGAGACUUAACUGAGGAAACCCGGAAACCUUUGCCAUGGAGAAAUGAUGAG